AUGAGGCUGCCUGUGUGUCUCCUGCUGGUCACUCUGGCCCUGUGCUGCUAUGAAGCCAAUGCGGUGCCCUGUGCAUCCCUGGUGAAAGAAAUGGGGACCUUCCUGAUUGGUUCUGACACUGCAAUGAAGAUACAACUCGCCAAAUAUAAUGCACCAAAGGAGGAAGUGGCAGCAAAGUUGCAAGUGAAGAAAUGCACAGACGGGAUGUCCUCAGGGGACAGAAAGCGAAUUAUAAAAAUAUUGGCUCAAAUACUUGUCCAGUGUGGUGCCAAUGAUAUAAAUAGUAUUAUUUCCUAA
This is a messenger RNA of Galeopterus variegatus (Sunda flying lemur), 297 nucleotides long. RefSeq names its product secretoglobin family 1D member 2-like. The coding region runs from base 1 to 297 and encodes 98 amino acids. Gene Ontology annotation, biological process: signal transduction. Lineage: Eukaryota; Metazoa; Chordata; Mammalia; Dermoptera; Cynocephalidae. The record is from RefSeq and is a predicted model, not a curated record. The transcript is spliced from 3 exons.